UUCACACACAUACGAAGAGGAAGACGAAUCGCAAACACGUGUGGUUUCCUUGCAGAGAGCGUGUUGGGAUCGGCCAAAAGAAAUCAGAUUUAAAACUACAACUUUAGUUCGAUUAAAUAAUGACGAAGAUCAAGAAGGAGAAGGCUCCUGUAGACGGAGAGGAGGCCGCCGCUGCCGCAGCCGACGGGACCGAGAAGUCUUACCAGGAGCUGAUCGCUAACAUGAACCCCAUCGCUCAGCCGCUGGCCUCCAAAAAACUUAGCAAGAAACUCUACAAAUGUGUCAAAAAGGCUGCCAAAGUGAAGAACAUCCGCAGAGGAGUGAAAGAAGUUCAGAAGUUUAUCAACAAAGGAGAGAAAGGCAUUGUAGUGUUGGCUGGCGACACGAUGCCCAUCGAUGUGUACUGUCACCUGCCCAUCAUGUGUGAGGACAGAAACAUGCCGUAUGCCUACAUUCCCUCUAAAGGGGAUCUGGGUUCGUCUGCCGGCUCCAAGAGGCCGACGUGUGUCAUUAUGAUCAAACCUCAUCAGGACUAUCAAGAAGCCUAUGAUGAGUGUGUGGAGGAGGUGUCCAGCCUGCCCAAACCUCUCUGAGACAUCAGACAAUCAGUGAGCAGCUCAGAGACCACUGCCUUCAUUCAAAUAGACCCACACUUUGAAGGAGCAAUCUGUCAUCUUAGGAAAUCCUCUUAUUUCUCAUCAGUUGCUCCAGAGAAACAUUUCCUUUCUACAUUUGUUCAAUGGACAACAUGUAACAGGUUUGAAGGUGGAGCUAGGCUAGUUUCCUCCUACUUCUAGCAUUUGUGCUAAGCCAAGCUUAACCUGUCCUGGACCAUCAAACUUGUUUAUCCAUUAAUGCUGAAAGGAAAGUGUGUAAAUCAUCUGUUGUGUUUCUGCAUCCCACCAAGAUGCAAGAGGUUUCUAUUUGAAAAGUAUCAUUUUUGCACGAUGAUACAACUCCAAAAGAUAAUUUUCCAUGUUUUUUGCAAAAAUUAUGUCUGUAAAAUAAGCGGUGGAGAUGCAUCGUGUUGGUCUGUUUUUGUUAUGUAGGUAAACAGUCUGACAUGCCGAUCAGAUUGAUAAAGGAUGACCUGGACAGUGGCAGCAGGACAGUAUGAGAAAACUGUAAAUCCUCUGUUUGAAUAUUCCCUGGUAAAAUAUAUCAGAAACCUGUAGUUUGAUCAUUUUGGAGAAAAAAAGUAUUUUCUAUUAUUUUUUCCCCUUUCCACCAAAUCCUGAAUUGAAGAUGUUUUUUCUCUUUGAGUUCUGAAGGAUUUUGGCGUUUCUGCUGUUAAAUAUGUUUUAAUUGUUUGGUGUUUGUUUUGUUUUUUAAUUAAAAGAAAUGUAAACAGA
Molecule: messenger RNA, 1352 nt
Organism: Centropristis striata (black sea bass)
Lineage: Eukaryota; Metazoa; Chordata; Actinopteri; Perciformes; Serranidae
Gene: nhp2
Product: NHP2 ribonucleoprotein homolog (yeast)
Exons: 4
Coding region: 120-593 (157 amino acids)
Biological process (GO): snRNA pseudouridine synthesis; rRNA pseudouridine synthesis
Cellular component (GO): nucleolus; box H/ACA snoRNP complex
Molecular function (GO): box H/ACA snoRNA binding
Source: RefSeq, a predicted model, not a curated record